Molecule: messenger RNA, 1794 nt
Organism: Stegodyphus dumicola
Lineage: Eukaryota; Metazoa; Arthropoda; Arachnida; Araneae; Eresidae
Biological process (GO): regulation of GTPase activity
Molecular function (GO): GTPase activator activity; small GTPase binding
Source: RefSeq, a predicted model, not a curated record
AUCUGUAAAAUGUGAGUUAGCAAAGUGCCUGAACCGAGAAAAUUGCUGUAAAGUAGCCCUGGAGGAGAAAGAAGCAGAGAUACGGAAGUUAAAAGGCGAGAGAGCUAAAGAAACACAAAAAGAAGUGGAGAACUUGAAGUCGAAGUUAGAGAUGCUGCAAAACCGCAACCGUUUCCUGAACGAUGAAAUACAGAAGCUUUCCAGAAUGCUUCAGCAAGAGCAAUUUAAGAAUCACAGUAAGCAACUGAACUUACAUGAAAUGUCCGCCGAAGUAGAUCAGUUGAAACGAGAUUAUGUGUUCCUCUUACAGUCUUGCAUACGCAUUACAUGCACCGAUGGUCCAGAAAUGAUGGAGUUAUACAUGUACGGAGAGAAACGGCAUAAACAACGGGUUUUUACUCUGUUAGAAGAAGCUCGAAAAGUAGAUCCAUCUUUGCCUAACUUGGAAGGGAUGACGACUUCUUUGUGCCAUGUGGAUUCAUUAGGUUUCAAGCACCUAUUCGUGGACAAAAGUCUCAUUCUUCACUACGUGUGUCGACAGCUUCAUCGGCAUUACUCAACUCAGCUUCGUUCCCAUGAGAGACAUCUCGCGGCCUGGAGACGUUACCUGAAAAAGCAUCCGGAUCUUGCUAAAUCCACGCCAGAACUAAAAUCUCUGGUUCGAAGAGGAGUGCCUGAACAACUGAGAAGUCGUGUUUGGAGCUCCCUGUACAGGAUGAAAGUUAGAGACAUACGUGAAACUAAAGGACCAAAGUACUUUGAAAAUCUCUGCACUAAAGCAGCAGAAGCAGAGCUGCCUGAAAACCACAAGAGACAAAUUUCUCUGGAUCUUCUUCGUACAAUGCCAAAUAAUGUAAACUUUUGUGACAGAAAUUCAGAAGGGAUCCAGAAAAUGCAGUCUGUUCUGCAUGCUUUCUGCCUCCAUAAUCCAAAGCUGGGCUACUGUCAAGGCAUGAAUUUCCUUGUGGGGAUGAUGUUACUGUUUGUUGACGCAGAGGACGCCUUCUGGUGUUUGGUUGCUAUAGUAGAAAGGUACUUCAAUUCAAGUUACUUUGACCACAAUUUAAUCGGUGCUCAGGCUGAUCAGGAGUUGCUGAAAGAACUGCUCAAGAGCAAGCUUCCCAAAAUAUCAGCACAUCUAGCUGCAUUAGAUAUUGAACUCAGCACCGUCACUCUCAACUGGUUUCUCUCUAUCUUUAUUGAUUCAGUUCCCAUCGAGACACUACUUAGAAUCUGGGACUGCUUUCUGCUGGAAGGCCCAAAAGUACUUUUCCGCUUUGCCCUUGGAGUUUUGUUCCUUCAAGAAGAAGCCAUACUUGCAAAACACGAUACGGUAUCUAUCAUGCGACAGCUAAAAGCAGCUGGCAAGCUGUGUUUUGACGUGGACGGAUUGAUAUCGGCUGCUUUCGAAGAACUGGAACCUUUCCCCAAACGUGAAGAACUCUGGACUCGACGAGCGGAUUUCUAUAACGUUCUUCUGGAGAAAGCCAAGAAAAAAGAAAGAGAGCUAAAUGCUUUGAGAGAAAGAGAACGCAUGAUGGCCCAAGUAGAACUGGAAGGUCCUCAUAAUCAUCUUAUUGAGUGUGCAGCAGUUUGGGGCAAAGAUAAGGUAUGGGUAUGUCAUGGUCAUCAUCAUGGUUCCAGAGUUUCCAUGAUCCACUGCCACGAGAACAUCAUGUACCGGCUUCAUAUAGAGUUCGAGUCACGUGUCAUGUGCAUGCACGCGCCGAAUGAUGACACUAUGCUUUUCGGAACAUAUUCAAAAUUUGUCCAUGCUUACCACACUAUAUCAAG